Chelmon rostratus (copperband butterflyfish) is the source of this 1775-nucleotide messenger RNA. RefSeq names its product mucin-13-like. The transcript is spliced from 4 exons. The record is from RefSeq and is a predicted model, not a curated record. NCBI's taxonomy places the organism in Eukaryota, Metazoa, Chordata, Actinopteri, Chaetodontiformes, Chaetodontidae. Bases 49 to 660 code for a protein of 203 amino acids.
UGUGUUUGAAUGUUGUUGGUAUGACCGCCAGCCUUUUCCUCUCUCAGCAUGCCUGCAGCGAUGCACCUCACUGUACUGGUGUCCCUGUUUGCAGUCACGGUUUGUGCUAGCACCACCACUUCCUCUGCAGAUGAACGGGUGACCACAAGACCUGCACAGCCCACCAGUUUAACUGUGACAAUGAAAAAUGAUGUCAGUUUAUCCACUGUGACAACUACUAAGAACACACAGCAGCCCACAACAGCAACUCACCAGGCUACCGCAUCACCACAGCCAUCGACUUCCCCACAAAUACUUAACAGGACGGAGGACAAACAGCCCAGUGCUCCUCCUCAGACCUCAGUGACCAACCAGACGUCCAAUGAGACAGUUUCCCAUGGACUGACACUCCCACCAGGAUCAGAAUCACCAAAUGUCACUGCUAACACCACCAUAAACACAACCAGCCCAGAUUUUUCACACAAGGGGCAAAAAGGUGACUUGAUAGAAAAUCCGGGCCUCGUGGCCGUCCUUUGCAUUUUCUGCAUCGUCGUGGCCCUCGUGCUGGUGGUUGUCACCGUGAAAUGUAUCCGAUCACCAAGGUCAAACUUCGAGAGGCUUGAAGAUGUGCCGAUGGGCAAAGUGAGCGAAGAGUCUCCGUUCGCCCACCACUCAAAAUGACAGAGACUUCCUCUGAGACCGAUGUCCAGGAGGAGUCUGACUCUGAUGUUUCUGGACAGAGAAAAACACAGACUUGUCGACCACACCAGCAAUGACAAGAAAAAGACAAGUUUUAAGUUGGUCUCCCACACUGUUAUUUCUUUACAUAUCCCUUUUGUCAAUGGCCUUGGAGUAUUUCUGCCUCAGCUUUGACCACUGAUCUGCUUAUUUGGCUGCUUCUAAUUCUGCUGAUUUAGGCUCUGACACUCAACUCUUCCUCCGUCUUCUGAAAGCUGAGAAUCAGCCUAAAACAUACCAGUGUAAAUGUAAUGUUUCCAGAUGGUGAAAGUAUGAUGUCAUAGUAAGCACUUCCUUUUCCUAAUUGCACUCUUGCAUGUAACAAGUAGCGUUAUAAGAAUACAGGACAUUUUAAGUUUCCAGAAUGAUUUGGGGAUUUGUGUUCUCAGCAGUGCACAGGAUGAUAUAUUUCUAGUGUUAUCCACAUGUACAAAUGCUGUUUGGGGCAAUUGUAAUGUAUGUGUGAAAUAUAAUUUGUAUAAUGUUAUUUAUUUCCAUGUAUGACAUAUAAAUACUCCCCUGGCCUGAGACCUCCAGUGCAGAUUGUACUUGAAGUCCUAUAAACACUUUUCAGAAGCUGAAAUAAACUCAUUGGAUGAGUUCAAUUUCAACAGGAACAAUGAAAAAACAUUUGCAUUAUUAUGGCCAAAAAACAUCAAGACAGCCAACUAACCAAGGAAAGGGGUUCAAUAAACUUAAAAUAAAAAAGUGUAAGUAAUUUGGCCUUAGCUUUGUUGGCUCCUCUGUUAAACUGUAAUCUUGGCCAACUAGACUGUUUCUGGCUGUUCUCUGAUUGGCUCUAGCUCAUUCAUUUUAAUUCACAGCCUUCUUCAAAUCAAGAAUAACAAUUAAAUUACUUUCAUACUACUUUCAGCAAAGUAAUUUUGCUGCAGUAUGUGUUCACACUCAGGGAUUGUAGCAAAAUCCAUGUUUUUAAAAUGUGGGCGAUCAUAGUAUAACCCGGCCUCUUCUGCGUGCAUUAUCCUGCCAGACAUGAAAAAUUGUGUUGUUUUCACUAAAACAAAAUGAAAUGAAUACAUUUGACUUACCAAGCCAGG